GGAGUCGGCGGAGCGGCCGGGCGAGGAGCUCAACCCGGCCCGGCCCGGCCCGGCCCCGCAGCAGCGGAGAUGGCGGCGGGCGGAACCGACGGGGCCGGUGUCGGGUCCGGUAUCGGGUCCGGUAUCGGGUCCGGUGUCGGGUCCGGUAUCGGGUCCGGUAUCGGGUCCGGUAUCGGGUCCGGUGUCGGGUCCGGUAUCGGGUCCGGUAUCGGGUCCGGUAUCGGGUCCGGUGUCGGGUCCGGUAUCGGGUCCGGUAUCGGGUCCGGUAUCGGGUCCAGUAUCGAGCUGCUCCUGGAGGCUGCCGAGUACCUGGAGCGUCGGGAGCGAGAGGCCGAACACGGCUACGCCUCCACGAUGCCCGGACAUGGAGCAGCGCGAAGGGACAGAACGAGGAGCAGGAACGGCCGGAGGAACGGAGGGGGCGGAAGGUCGACUCACAAUGAGAUGGAAAAGAACAGGCGUGCCCACCUGCGGCUGUGUUUGGAGAAGCUGAAGGUGCUGGUGCCGCUCGGCCCCGAAUCCAGCAAGCACACCACGCUGAGUUUACUCAUGAAAGCCAAAUUGCACAUCAAGAAGCUGGAGGACUACGACAGGAGAGCCCUCCACCAGAUUGAGCAGCUGCAGCGUGAGCAGCGGCACCUGAAGCGGCAGCUGGAGAAGUUGGGCAGCGAGAGGAUCCGCACCGACAGUGUUGGCUCCACUGUGUCCUCGGAGCGCUCCGACUCGGACAGAGAAGAGAUCGACGUGGAUGUGGAGAGCACCGACUCCCUGCCCGCAGACCUGGACUGGAGCAGCAGCAGCCCCAGCGACUCGGAUGAGCGCGGCAGCCUGCAGAGCGUGUGCAGCGACGAGGGCUACGCCAGCUCGGGUGUGCGGAGGGCGAAGGCGCAGAGCUCUCACAAGCUGUGCCCUGCUCUCUAAGGAUCAGACCCCUCAGCUCUCCCACCCACCGCUCUUUCCUGGUUGGUAGCGAACCAGACCGUCCCGCAGUUCCCUUGUGCCGCUGACACCAAGUCCGCUUUGCCCCGGUCCCAAGCAGGGCUGUGGGUGCUGAGUUUCUCCCACUCGCUUCUCACCCCGUUGGGAAGCUCAUCUCAGCGACACUGUACAUUCCAGCCCCGUUUUGGUGCGCCUGGGAAUAUCGCAGCGGUAACAGCAAUGCUGGAUGAGCUCAGCUUUCCUUUGCCUUGCUGUUACUGCUCCCUAUUCCAGAUCUUUGUAGUGUUUGCCCACUAACAAUCAGCACCAGGGCCCUAAUAUGCAUUGUGUGGGUGAGACCCAGCCUUGUUGGUAGCUCGGAGCAGGUAGAAAGCAGAGGGAGGUCUGCAACGGAGCGUCAGUCGGUGGCCUUCCCUCCACUGACUCUAAAAAUUCAGGGUAGCAACGGACCCCUCCUGCAAAGCAAAAAGCUCUGCUCCUCCCGGCAGCCUCGGGAUGGACAUCUCCAGCUCUGGAAGUUCCUGGAAUGCCUCAAAACCAAAUGGUGCUGUCCCCGCGCUGUGCCCUCUCGCGUUACGGCCGCGUGUCCUAGGACGGCCUUGGCGCUUCUUGUCUCUGGGACAAUUUCUUUUCUACCUCGGAGAGAUGAACAAAGAUUAUCUCCAUCCAUUUAGCACAAAAACAAACAAACAAGAUGCCUCAUUGGUUCUACAGAAGCGCUGCUCGGUCCCAUCGCAUCCAUUUAGCAAUAAGCGGCGGCGCUGCUGCAUGAAGCACUUGCCCGGCCCUUAAGUUGUGUGUGGGUGCUCUCCAUGCUGAGGAUUUGGGUUUCCACCAUAGGGUGCCACAACCAAACGCCAAAAGAAAAGGCCAACCCCGUCCCCUGGCCUCAAGGCUGUGGUUUCCAGCUGUGCCGAUGCGUUGAAGCCAACUCGAGCAUGUUCUACAAACAGUAUUUCUUCAUUUUCUUUGACGUGAAUGGAGUUAUGACUUCAUGCUUUACAGGACACUCUGGGAUCGCUGUAUGCAGAGUCCUCUGAUGGAGAUGCAGAGAUUUCCCCUCAAACCCUCAAGGAAGUGAGUUUUCCUACUUCAUCUCUCAUGCUCAAUGUCAGAUGCUUUGGUGAUGGGGAUGGAACAUCCAUGUGGGGCUCAGAAGCCAUUCCGACUCUUUGAGAAGACUCCUUGGGGAUAUUUAGUACCAGGUUGAAUGGGACCUUGGGCAACCUGAUCUAGUAUGUGAUUGAGCAGUGGGCAGCCCUGCCUGGGGCAGGGGGUUGGAACUUAAUGGUCCUCGGGGUCCCUUUGAACCCAAGCCAUGCUGUGAUUCUAAGAAAACUCAUGAAAAACCACCCCACAAUGACAAAAAAACAACCCCAUGAAGACAAAACCCCAUGGAAACCCAUCUCAAGAAGACCAAAACUGAUGGAAACCACCCCCAAAGACAAAAACCCAUGGAAACCCACUCCAAGAAGACAAAGAGCCCACGAAAACCCACAGGAGCCCACCCCAAGAAGACAAAACCCCAUGGAUAAAGCUGAAUAUCUGCACUCGGAGGCGCACUGCUCUGACUCAUGAUGGCUCAAUCCCUCUGCAGCCCCUUUCUUCCAAGCACUGAUGAAAUCCCAGUUCCAGCCCCGGUGUGGUGGGAAUGCACUCCAAGGGGAAACAGGAGGAAACGUGUUGUUCUCCACUUAGUUACAGCGAGGGUUAAGGUUUAGUCUCUAACUGUUCAUUUUUGGUGUUGUGCCUUUUUGGGCUGACCUCAUUCUUUUGGUGAAACUUGGCGUGUUGGGUUUGGUUGUGGGUUUUUUUUUUGUUGUGAUUUUUUGCCCUUCAUUUCUGUCCCAAACGAAGCAGUGAUCCUCUGACCUUUGGACAUGCUCCUCUCCAACACACCGGCAUUGGAUAAAAAGAAACCCCAAUAAACUCAAAGCUUUGGCAAACGAUGCGCUGCCGUCGGACGGGCACGAAGCUUGAACCCAAAACCACGGGCUUUUCCCCCAAAACUCCAGCUGUGAGCUUGGAGCAGCGCCCUGAGGCCGCCAGCCUUUCCUCAAAUUCACCAGCAUUACUCAGAGAUAAGCUGCAGCGAUGAGAUUUUUGUUGUUGUUAUAAAUUGUUGGAAAUAAAAUGGGGGCAGCGAGGAGCACCCCCUGCGUUUACACAGACGUGCGAAUCCAAACCGCUCCACUUGGGGUUGGGAAGCCCCCAGCCCUGGGAGCUGGUCCCCAUCCCAUCCCUCAAUCUGGGGCAGAACAAAGCCAGCAGCGGAGGCUUCUCCAUCCCCACCUCAGGAGCCUUCCCCACCUCAGUGGCUUUUGAUGCAUUUUCAUUGCCCUUCCCACUUAUUUUAUCCCUUUUUUUCCUUCCACUUUACCCCUGAGCCCCAACCCCCCGCUCCUUGGCUUUUUUAGCAUCACUUUUGAGUUCUGGCAUCUUCUGAACGAUAGACACGGAGUGAAAGGGGAGCAGCAGAUGGGAGGAUGCAAGAUUUCCUUACCAGGCGUUCAAUUCCCGUUGUACAUAGCACGUCACUAUGAAUCCUGUGUCAAGGCCAUCUAAUGGUGCUUCUCUUUUUUGUUUUCUUACAAGUUAGCACACGCGGGUUUUUUUUAGAAGAGUCCGUGUUUUAGACAGACCUGGCCGUGUGUCCGUAUACUUCUGUAUUGUUGGAUUGUUAGAGAAUAAAUUAUUUCAGUACGAA
This is a messenger RNA of Coturnix japonica (Japanese quail), 3646 nucleotides long. RefSeq names its product MAX dimerization protein 1 (gene MXD1). Gene Ontology annotation, molecular function: RNA polymerase II cis-regulatory region sequence-specific DNA binding; protein dimerization activity; DNA-binding transcription factor activity, RNA polymerase II-specific. Gene Ontology annotation, biological process: negative regulation of transcription by RNA polymerase II. The record is from RefSeq and is a predicted model, not a curated record. Lineage: Eukaryota; Metazoa; Chordata; Aves; Galliformes; Phasianidae.